UCUUCCUUCAUGUCAUUGGCCUUCCUAAGCAGAAUAGAAGAAAAAAGGAGAUAAACUCCCUCAAAUUAUUCCUCUGAUGCUUUCAGCGAAUACUUUCAUUAUAAUUUGAUGUUUCUGCAAUAAAACGUUGUCAUGACUGAACCAUUGAUGAAACUUGUUUCUGCAAUUUUGAAGGAAUUUUAUGGCGAAGUAGUGGAAAAAGUUGGAAGUUUUUUGGUCAGAAAAAAUUGGACACCUUUCAGGGUUUUGGUUGUAGAGACCAAACUGAAACCAACCCAGGUCAAGCGGGCUCUAGUGGUUCUGAUCCAACAGAACAUUGCUAAGUUUGAAGUUCAGGCCAAAUCCAACAGUGUCGAGUACAGUGCAAGUUAUAGGAGUGUUCUACAUCGUCUCUGCUAUCCCCAAUAUGUCUAUGCUGCCAAGACUCUGUAUGGCGAUGCUGGGGAGCUCAUCGUUGAGGAGAUGCUACACUAUGGCCAAGUGACCAUGUCAAGCUGCUUGGAGCGUGUCUCAGAAAGAGUUAAAGACUCCACCAAUGGUGAAAGUGUCACUUCCUCGACAGUCAGGGAGAAAUUCUAUGUUUUGGCUCGGACGCACUUCAUCCAGCGAUGUCCAGCAACGGUGUUAUUUCAAAUCGGAACUCCUGCUCCUGAGAUGGCUUUGGAUGAGGAGAUGAUGUAUGUGGUACCUAAUAUAGACACGACACGACUUGGUGGAUUGAAAGAAGCUGGUCAAGAACCCCCUGCCAAGAGGCACAAGGGCGAUGAGUUUAAUGAUGAUAAAAAAAUCUACUGGAGAUUAAACUUUGCAAGAUUUCACCAGCACCUACGAGAUCAGGCCAUUAUCUCUGCAGUUUCCAACAAAAUUGACAAAAAAGGUGGUGAAGUAAUGCGGACCUUUUUGAGAAUAAACGAGCUACACAGCAUUAAUAACAAAGCAGCCAUUUCUGUCCAAAUCGAUGCCAAUGAGGUGUAUAAAACUAUUCCAAAAGAAUUCAUUAUUGGAAGACAUAUGAUGGAACAGUAUUUGGUACUGCUUUCGAGUGAAUCGACCAGAUUUGUUGAAAAGAUCGGAGACAGUGGUGGAGGAACUUACCAUAUAAAUAUCAAAAGCAUUGUGUCGAAACUCUGUGAAGCACAUAUUGAGUCUGUGGUGCUUGAAAGAUUUGGCUCAAAAUGUUUGCGAAUCUUCCGGCUUCUACUCCUGAAGAAACAUCUGGAGCAGAAACAGAUUGAAGAAUUUGCAAUGAUACCAGCCAAGGAAACAAAGGAGCUGUUGUACCGAAUGUUUGAAGAGCAAUUUGUAACUAUUACGGAAGUGCCAAGGACACCAGAUCAUGCACCCUCGAGGACGUUUUACCUUUUCUCUGUAAACAUGAAUAUUGUUGUCAGGAUGGUGCUGGCCAUGGCGUACAAGACAGUCUACAAUCUAAUGGUCAGAAGACAGCAUGAAACCAAUGAACAUAAACGUCUGCUGGAUAAACAUCAAAGGGUUGAAGCCAUAGCAGCGACGCUUGAACAAAGUGGUGCAGAUCCUGCCCAGAGGGAAGAAAUCGAGGAAAUGAUAACACCUGCUGAGAAGUCACAAUUACAAAAAGUCAAACAUAUGACUCGUCAACUGGAGCAGAGUGAAAUCCAACUGAUUGACACCAUCUUCAUGUUAGAGACUUAUCUCGAGUACACAGAUAUUCCUAAGGUCGUCAAACCUAAAGCGCCAGCAUUUUAAUCAAGACAUGAGGAGUGUAUACUGUCGGUUGUGCUCUCUCAGUAUGUUUGGAAUGAAAGGGUCGUACAAGAAACUGCCAGCUGUCAUCAUCAUCAAAGGCAGAAUCUAAUCGCUAGCAAAACAUGUCCUACUCCAAUAGUUCAUCAUGUUGUUGCUUCCUGUGUCAGUUAA
This is a messenger RNA of Lineus longissimus, 1896 nucleotides long. Its product is annotated as DNA-directed RNA polymerase III subunit RPC3-like. The coding region runs from base 133 to 1725 and encodes 530 amino acids. Gene Ontology annotation, cellular component: RNA polymerase III complex. The transcript has 15 exons. Gene Ontology annotation, biological process: DNA-templated transcription. The record is from RefSeq and is a predicted model, not a curated record. Lineage: Eukaryota; Metazoa; Nemertea; Pilidiophora; Heteronemertea; Lineidae. Gene Ontology annotation, molecular function: single-stranded DNA binding.